CAGUCCUUGGCCCUUGGCUUCGGGUUCUCGGUCUGCCUUUGUUUACCUUCUUCAAUCUUCCCGCCGCAAAACUUGUCAGUCGGGGAGAAAAAUGGCGAACACGGGAGUGUUGCCAUUCGUGCGAGGAGUAGAUUUUACGAAUAAUGACUUCAGCGAUGGAAGAUUUCCGACCUCCGUGAAACUGAUGACUGGUGUCCAAUGGCUCAAAUUGGACAAAACCAACUUAGCCUCUGUGCCGGAAGAAAUGGGCAAACUUGUCAAAUUGGAAAAUCUCUCCAUGAAGGGAAACAAUUUGGACCGCCUUUAUGGCGAGUUGACGGAUUUGUCCAGCCUACGAAGCCUUAAUUUGAGGAGGAACAAAGUGAAGUCUUCUGGGGUGCCUGCCGAGCUCUUUAAACUCGAGGAACUGACCACAUUGGAUCUGAGUCACAACAAUUUGAAAGAAGUGCCUAGUGGAAUGGAGAGUGCCAAGUCUCUUUUGGUCCUCAACCUGAGCCACAACAGCAUACCAGCCGUGCCGAGCGCUCUCUUCAUGCACCUCACCGACCUGCUCUUCCUUGACCUGAGUCAUAACCAACUGGAAACCCUGCCGCCGCAGACCAGGAGGCUCGCCAAUUUGCAGACCCUGAUCCUGAGCCACAACCCUCUGGGCCAUUUCCAGCUGAGGCAGCUGCCUUCGUUGCAGUCGUUGGCCGUUCUGCACAUGCGAGCCACUCAGAGGACGCUCAACAACAUUCCGGCCAGUCUGGACUCGCUGACCAGCCUGGUCGAGCUCGACCUCGCACAAAACAGUUUGCCCAGAGUGCCUGACGCCCUGUUCACGCUGCCAAAUCUGAAAAGACUCAACCUGGCCGACAACGAACUGACCGAAAUUCAGCAGUCUAUUGAGUUGUGGCAAAAGCUGGAGAACCUGAACCUGUGUCGCAACAAGCUGACAGCCCUGCCGGCGGCACUGUGCAAGCUCAACUGCCUUCGUCGGCUGUACGUGAACGACAACCAACUAGACUUUGACGGAAUUCCUUCAGGGAUGGGCAAACUCGGCGCCUUGGAGGUGUUCGCCGCCGCCAACAACAAGCUGGAGAUGAUCCCAGAGGGCCUGUUCCGCUGCGGAUCGCUGAAGAAGCUGAUUUUGGCCAACAACCGGCUCGUCACCCUGCCAGAAGCGGUGCACCUGACCGAGCUGGAGGAGCUGGACCUGAGGAACAAUCCGGACCUGAUCAUGCCACCCAAGCCGGGAGAAAUGAACCCCGUCGGGCAGCGCGGAGCCGGAAUUGAGUUUUACAACAUCGACUUCAGCCUGCAGCAUCAGCUCAGGUUGGCAGGCGCCGCCCCGCCGUCCCCUGCGUCCAACGGAAGUGCCACUCCGGUCAAGGAUCCAAUAGCAAGGAAAAUGAGGUUGAGGAGAGGACGCAGAGACCAGCAAGAGGAAGCUGAUCAGGACCAAGCCAAGAUUUUGAAAGGAAUGAAAGACAUUGCCAAAGAGAAGAACAGGCAGAAAUCACCCGAGGAAACAAAAGCCGAGUCCCUCAAGCCAAAGCGGUGGGACGAAGCCUUGGAAAAGCCUCCGCUGGACUACUCAGAGUUUUUUGACGAGGACACAGGACACUACCCUGGCUUGACAGUUUGGGAAAUCGAAAAUUUUCUUCCAAACCAAAUCGAGGAGGUGGCGCACGGCAAAUUCUACGAGGGUGACUGCUACAUCGUGCUGCAAACCUUCCUCAAUCCGCAGGGCGCUUUGGACUGGAAUAUUUACUUUUGGAUCGGCUCAAAAGCGACGCUGGACAAAAGAGCGUGUGCUGCAAUUCACGCGGUGAAUUUGAGGAACUUUUUGGGCGCACAAUGCCGCACAAUCCGAGAGGAGCAAGCAGACGAGUCUGACGAAUUCAUGUAUCUCUUCACCUGUGAUAUUGCGUACAUUGAGGGCGGCCGCACAACCAGUGGAUUUUACACUGUCGAGGAAAAUGUAUUCGUCAACCGUAUGUACCGCGUGCAUCCAGCGGGUUCUUCGAUUCACUUGGAGCCUGUCACUCUGGAGGUGGAGGCGCUGGAUCCGCGAUUCGUCUUCAUGAUCGACUGCAGCACAAAAAUUUACUUGUGGCAGGGGAGGAAGUCGAAAAACACGCUCAAGUCAAAAUCAAGACUGCUGGCUGAAAAGAUCAACAAAAACGAGAGGAAGAACAAGGCUGAGAUCAUCAACGAAAGCCCUGGCGACGAGAGCAGCGAGUUUUGGAGGGUCCUCGGCGACGAAGUCGGAUUCGCUCCUGAAGACCCGCCUGAGGAACACGUACCAGACGAUUUCUUCGUGCCCCUGCCGCGUCUGUACCAAGUGUGUCUGGGCAUGGGCUACCUGGAACUGCCGCAAGUCGAAAUUCCUCACCAGAAGCUUGUUAACACGCUGCUCAACAGCAAGAAUGUGUACAUUUUGGACUGUUUCCUCGACGUCUUCGUUUGGUUUGGAAAGAAAUCGACACGCCUGGUGAGAGCUGCAGCAGUAAAACUUUCCUCGGAGCUGUUCACCAUGAUCGAUCGCCCUGAGCAUGCCAUGAUUUCCCGCGUGCAAGAAGGCACUGAGUCUCAGAUGUUUAAACUGAAAUUCACUGGCUGGGACGAAGUGAUCGCGGUGGAUUUCACGCGCACUGCUGAGUCGGUGCAGCGCACAGGCGCGGAUUUGGUCAAAUGGGCGAGGAAGCAAGAAACAAAGUCAGACCUGACGGCACUCUUCCUGCCCCGACAGACGCCGAUGAACCUGGAAGAGGCCCAACAGCUGAUGGAGGAGUGGAACGAGGACCUGGAGGCCAUGGAGCCUUUCGUCCUGGAGGGCAGGAAGUUCGUUCGACUCCCGGACGAAGAGCUAGGCCAUUUCUACAGUCAAGACUGCUACGUGUUCUUGUGCAGGUAUUGGGUGCCUUUGGACGUGCCUGAGGGAGAGGAGGAAAACCCUGACGAGCCUCUUGAAGACGACUUUCAGUGCAUUGUUUACUUCUGGCAGGGGAGAGACGCUGGAAACAUGGGAUGGCUCACGUUCACCUUCAGCUUGCAGAAAAAAUUCAAGGCUCUCUUUGGUGAGAAACUGGAAGUGGUUCGAACUCAUCAGCAGCAGGAGAAUCCCAAGUUCUUGUCGCACUUCCGCAGGAAGUUUGUCAUCCACACUGGCAAGAGGAGGAAGGUGAAGCCCCAGCUGACCGAAGGGGACGUUUCUCUGGACGACAGUCUGCAGCAGCAGCAACCGCAGCAGCAGUCGGCGCCGGUCGAAUUUUUCCAGCUGCGCUCCAACGGAAGCAUUCUCUGCACCAGGUGCAUCCAGAUCAAACCAGACGCCACCUCUCUCAACUCUGUCUUUUGCUACAUUCUGAAAGUGCCAUUCGACCAAGAAGACUCAAACGGAAUCAUUUACGUAUGGAUCGGCUCCAAAUCCGAUCCAGAAGAGGCGAGGCUUGUUGAAGAAAUUGCUCGCGGAAUGUAUGACAUUGAGAAGUACAGCUUGCAAAUUCUAAACGAAGGUGAGGAGCCUGACAACUUUUUCUGGGUAGGACUUGGCGGCAAGAAACCUUACGAAAACAAUGCCGAAUUCCUCAAAUACACAAGACUGUUCCGGUGUUCUAACGAAAGAGGAUACUUCAGCGUGUCCGAAAAGUGCUCAGAUUUUUGCCAGGACGAUCUUGCUGAUGACGACAUAAUGAUUUUGGACAAUGGAGAUCAAGUGUUUUUGUGGCUCGGAGCCAAGUGUAGUGAAGUGGAGAUCAAGCUUGCCUACAAAUCUGCGCAAGUCUACAUUCAACACAUGCGAGUGAAGCAGCCAGAAAUUCCAAGGAAACUGUUCCUCACUUUGAAGAACAAGGAGUCGAGACGCUUCACCAAAUGCUUCCAUGGCUGGGGAACCCACAAGAAGCCGCCGGAGUAAUAACCAGAACUGCACAGUAUUUUUUGUGUUCUCCGUCGCCCUUCGAUGAUUUACUUAAAAAUAUUAUUUUCUGCCUGUGCUUUACGCUAGUCUUGCUAAAAUUAAAAAUUGUAUACAUUUGAUUUAUGAAAUAGACUUAUAAUUUCGAAUUAAUUUAUACACUAAAGGAUUAUUAGCACAAAUCUUGUUACUGAAAGCCAGCUUAAUUCCGUUUUGAUUGGGAAGUUGUGCAAUUAAAAGAAUAUGGAAUGAUCUAUGAUUACUGUUUUAUAAUUUUUCUCUUGUUCCAGAUAUUUAUAUACUUGUAUAAUAUACCAGAAAAUUUGUAAUAAAGUACCAAUUUUUCGUAUUCAAUAAAA
Cloeon dipterum is the source of this 4260-nucleotide messenger RNA. RefSeq names its product FLII actin remodeling protein (gene fliI). Lineage: Eukaryota; Metazoa; Arthropoda; Insecta; Ephemeroptera; Baetidae. Gene Ontology annotation, cellular component: nucleus; actin cytoskeleton; cytoplasm. Bases 92 to 3901 code for a protein of 1269 amino acids. Gene Ontology annotation, molecular function: phosphatidylinositol-4,5-bisphosphate binding; actin filament binding. The record is from RefSeq and is a predicted model, not a curated record. Gene Ontology annotation, biological process: actin filament severing; myofibril assembly; actin polymerization or depolymerization. The transcript is spliced from 19 exons.